Molecule: messenger RNA, 807 nt
Organism: Plasmodium vinckei vinckei
Lineage: Eukaryota; Apicomplexa; Aconoidasida; Haemosporida; Plasmodiidae
Product: fam-a protein
Exons: 6
Coding region: 1-807 (268 amino acids)
Source: RefSeq, a predicted model, not a curated record
AUGAAUAAAUUUUAUAUUCAAACCGCUUUAUUUAUUUUAAGCAUUUUCGCAUAUGCAAAUAAUGGAGCCCUUGCAGCUGAACCUGCUCCAGGAAAAGAUACAAAAGAUAUGAUAAUCUUGCCACCAGUAAGUCGUUAUGCUAGUCCAGAAGAAAUAUAUGAAGAAAGGAAGCACUUAAUAUGUCGCUGUCACGACCAUACAGAAGUGGUCGAACUUAUGAACGAUGCUACAAAACAGUUAGAAUACUAUGCUACAACCAAAGAUGGUUAUGAACCAUAUUUACAAAAUCCUACUGAUAGUAUAUCUUAUUACAUAAAAAAAUUUGACAACGAGACAAAUAUUAUAAAAGUUCAUUUAAAUAUUUAUAAUUCCAGUCAGUAUAAUGCCAUAAUAAACAGGAUAUGGAAUCGCAAAGCUCCCAAUAUUUUCAAUAAAGGCCAUGUUACAAUUGGCCAUAUUUACAAUCCAAAUUUAAUGUUUAUUCGCCAAUUUUGCGAAAAAGAUUCUAAACCCUAUCAGAAGUAUUUUUAUGCUUUCGUUUCAAAGACUGAAAUAUCAAAGGACAAAACUAUAAUUGCCAUGGCUUCAGUAGAUAUAAAUGAUAGGAACCCUUCCAAUAUAGAAUAUAAAAACCCAAUAUUAGAACGUGCAAAUUCAUUCAAAUGUACCUUUGAAAUUAUUGAUGAUAUUACAGAUGAAAAAUAUAUAACAAUAUAUGUGAACUUAUCUGGAUACCUCGUUGAAAAAAAAGGCGAUAAUCUUGAAAUCACCUAUAUCGAAUCUAUUAAGGGACAUUCUUCCAUUUAA